This is a messenger RNA of Diprion similis, 6027 nucleotides long. RefSeq lists its product as uncharacterized. The coding region runs from base 15 to 5408 and encodes 1797 amino acids. Lineage: Eukaryota; Metazoa; Arthropoda; Insecta; Hymenoptera; Diprionidae. The transcript has 2 exons. The record is from RefSeq and is a predicted model, not a curated record.
CGAGAUAUACAAAAAUGUUGAAUUUUUUAAAGAACCAACAGAAUAGGAAUUACAAUGGGAAAAAAAGUGAGAGUGCCAACGUGGAGGAUUUCACUAUCAUGAAACCGCCGACUGUGGGCAAGUCCGUAUAUUCCGAUUUCACACUGAAUUUAUAUCCCAAUGUCGCCGGCUAUUCAACCAUAACGCAGGAAAGCGAAGCGGCGAAAGAAGGCAAUGGAAAAAAAUUUAACGCUAACAAGAACAAUAUAAAACACAACGGCUUAGUCCAGGUUGUAGGCUUAGAAUCAUCGGCAUUUCGUGGUGGUGCUCAACAUGCUGUUGAUAGAAAGAGAUUAUUUCCCGCCUCUAAGCUUCUGCCACCUCCGCCAAAUGGCAGAGAUAAUUACGCCGAGCAAAUUGGAUAUUACAAGCCUGCCGAUCAUGCCGAUCCUCUCUACGUGCCGCAUAAUCGCAGAUCUUCGAGACGCCAGCGAAGCGUUGACGAAUCAGCAUUGAGCGAGGAGAAGAUCGCCGAUUUUGUUAUUGCGCACGAGAUAAGGAAUCGAUUUAAUUUCACUAUCGAGGACGAUCAAGGAUCAACGGAGCACCGCGAUGUCGAAGGUACGCGGAGGGCGAUAAUGAGACGGAAAAGAAAUCUGGUACUUCGUGAAAAUAGCCAAUCUAUGACGGAAGAUUCUCUUGCACUUGGAGAAGAACUUUUUCUGAGCGAAAGUAAAGAGCACGACGGAUUCCCGAGGAACGAUAACUCGGAAAAUGGAAAGAAUCAUGAAGAUUUGCUCAACGCGUCUCAUAAAAUAGCCAGCGAUGUUAUCGACGAAGAAAUCGAAACUAGAUUCGAAGACAGAGAUCACGAUUCGGUGAAAGAGGAUGAAAAGACGGAGGAAGAACCAGAGUACGAAGAUGAAGACGAAAAUGAGGAUGAGCAAGCCAGACGUGAAGAGCUGGUUGAAAUCGAAGAUCCGGAUCUAGACUACCUGGACGAAAUUCAGGACGUUAACGAGGUCGUGAAUUAUCCCACAACCACUGUUGCCAGUAUUGAUCAUGAGAAAUAUCCCUUCUAUAAAAAUUCCAAAGUGUCGAAUUUGUCUCCGUUGCAGUAUAUCAUAAACCCUAAAGAGGUUCCGAAAAAAACAUUUGGAGGAAUGGAAUUUUAUGACUCCAGAGAUAGGUACGUAGAGUGCGAGGAAGUCGAUCCGAGUCUCGACGAAGUUCUUCCCGAAGAGGAGGAACCCGUACCGAAUAGGGGCCCAAAGGAAAAUUUACCCCGCCUGAGAGGUCUGGGCGAUAAAUUGGACUGCUACAAAGCGAAAUAUUUCGGAGAGAACCCUUUCGACAAUCCCUUAUUUUUCGAGAAGCAGAUCAUUCAACCGACUCGACCAACCGAAUUGGAUCCCAUAAAAUUUGCCGCCCAGAUCGCAGAAUUACCGGAACUAGACGAAAGGCAUCCUGCUCAAUCGAGAAGACCGGAAACGACGACGAUUAAGAGAAUGGACAGUGGCCGAAGGCGAGUGAAGAGCCAAAACCAAGCGAAAGCCACAGGCGUGAAAGCUUCCGUUCAACCGAGGACCAGAAAACGCAACAACGCUAAUAACGCUAAAUUGAUAGAAUCAUUGAAUGAGAAACCGCAGAGAGAUCCGAGAAGAAAUAGGAAACGUAAACCGGAUCAGAUACUUGACCCGGCCACAAUGCAGACGACCGAAACCAAGUCCGUAACACCGUAUGAAAAAGAAGUUUAUGAGGAUGUUAUGGGGACGAUAAAAAAUAUGGCGAGCUUGUACGAAUUCCUUGGAGCGUCAACGGUGCCCCCCUUUACGGAAGUGACGAUUCCAUCACCAAACGCAGGCCACAAUCCGGAUGCAACGAGUCCGAGGAACGUGAAAACAUCGAAUCGCGUUCCGAUGCCGAAUGGAAAAAGAGAGCAGAGUUUUUACUCGAUGGGUGUAACGGCAAGCCCAUCCGACGAGAGUAUCGUCGGUCUACUUCCGCCGCCUCAGCUCGUCAAUAAACCCAAACUUCGGCCAUAUAGAACUACGAAAGUUUCGUACAACACUCGAGUCAGAACCGAGAGGCCGAUGAGGGAUGGCGACCAGAAGAUUAUCGGCUAUUUCAGAACCGUUACGGUCCAUAAACGGAGCCUGGAUAAUCGCCGUGGCAGUUCAGAUGACUCGGAGAUGAAUGCCAGCAAAUAUAACGUGAAAGUACGGGGCAAGCGAAACGGAAAUCCCGGUGAUGUUCUCGCGACAACAGCGAGUCCAAGGCUUAAACGAAAGCGGAAGACCAAUCUUGCUGCCAGUGCAGCUACAACGACGACAACCACAGAAGAGCCUGUUACUCGUAAGAAUAGACCUGCCUACGUUGUCAGGACUAGAUCGAGAAAUUCAAAGGAUGAAACAAGCACCGAAAGGCACGGAGAGUUUAUCACUGCUCAACGAAACUCAGCAGUGAUCGACGGUAGGAGAAAAGAGCCAAGGUACACUGAAAUCGUCAGAAGACGGACUCAAGCAGUGGCUUCUACCACGUCCACACCAAGCUCGGAACAAUUGCCAGAAUCUGAGAAGAUCGAGGCGCUGAAAAAUCCUGAUAGGAUCGGAACUCUCUCGGAACAAGUGGCGAAGCCAGGUGAGAUUCACGAGAGCGUUCAUACAAUGCCUCGAAAGAGGAAAACACGAGUUGGAAGUGCAGAAUCUUCUGACGAGAUCUACGAAGCUGGUACGACAGACCUUGAACCGGAACGAAUAGAGGAAGAUGACGAGAGUACGGAGAAUUAUGAGGAAGAAAACGCUACUGUUGAGCCGGAGAAAAUGGUUAGAAAAUAUGAUGUUCACGAAGAUGUUCAGGAGGAAACGACGCCGAGUGUGAUGGACUUCGCAACACCAACCAAGACCUUCGGGCAUGGGAAUUUGGAUAGUUUUUUCAAAACAGAUGUUCCUCGAUUCGACGAUGGCUUUACCGUUAAGCCAAAAUCGGGCCGAUCAGAGAGCGAGGCGAAGAAUAUUCGAGAUGAGGAAUCUAACGAGGAACAAGUUGUGGAGGAGGAUAAGGAUGAGGACCACGAUGUAGAGCCGAAAAAUGAUUCCUACGAAGAAGAAGAAGAAUCAUCCGACGAAGAGAAUCCUAAAUAUUCCAGUGAUACGCAACCGAAUUCAGACUCCUCGGACGAAAGUGAGGAUGAUUCUGAAAGUGAGGAGAAAAGUUCACCGCAAAAGGAUCCUGAAAUGACUUUUUUCAGAUACAACAAUCGCCCAAGUUCGCCGUUUGAGAGUUUUGAGGAUGAUAAAUUUUCCGAGUUGGGACCUCGCAUUAACAAGCCAGCAUUUUAUCAUCCCCCUUUCCAGGCCAUAAAAGACGAACGAUAUUUUUUCGAUGAUUUUGACGAAGAUGAGAAAGAUCAAGCUGAUAAGAGUUCCGAGAACGGAAAAUUCACGUUCGGAAGGUAUCACGACGAAGAGGACGACGAAGAGGAUGCAGCAGAGGAAGAUCACUCAGGCCAUAGUUCAGAAAGAUACGAAUAUCCUUGGGAGAAACGGGAAAGACUGGCCGAAGAGAGGCGAAAGGAACGCGAUAUGUUGAGGAAAAUGAUAGGCUACAGUCCGAUCUACGACGACGAUGAAUUCGACGAGAAAGAAAGAAAAACUUCGUCUUCAAAAAAUAAUGCAAGAUUCACGUACCCAUGGGAGCGCUACAAAGUACCGAGUAUAAGCUACAAGAAGAAUUCGCGAAGGAAUAAAGGACACGACAACGAGGAAGUGAGCUCAGAAAAUCGGCCAGUUGCUAAAUUCAGCAGUAAAUACAGUUCCAAUCAAUUCAAAUUGCCAUUUUCUAAUAGUGCGCCUAUAACCACCGCCCAGCCUAAGGAAAUAAGAGAAUCGGUGUUGAAGUUUUUGAAGGAAGCCGAUGAAGCAUCUUCAAUUGAGCCCACGGUUGCUUUUGAAACCGAUAUUCCGACCACCGGUGAACCUGCACCUGCAAUUAUUACUCCAAUUCCGACAACCGAAAAGAUGGUAUCGAGUGAACCGCUUCUCGCUGAUUUGAAGAACACCAAACGGUUAUCUAAUCCGAAAAUUAUUCCUGAAAAUAUCACAACGGCGCCAAGAUUAGUUAUUCGUUACAAAGCCACACCUGUCAGGGACCGGCCUACCCUCAGACCAAGUUUAAAAUCUUUCACUGAAGCACCUGCAAUAUCAAAAACACAAACAACAUCAACCUCGACGACGACGACGACACGAAGACCAUUGAAACCGAAAGGUAGAGCCAAUACCACUAGGCGGACACCUCUCUACAGGGCACAAGAACGCCAAAUUACCACGAGUACGGUUCUUCCGAGGGUCCGAUGGACAUCCACGACCACGACCACAACUGAAAAACCUGGAAUAUUAUUACCCAAAACAUCGGGUAGGUUUGUCAUACGGAAACGCGGUAACUCCAAAGAUGCUCCAAACGUGUCUGAGACUCAGAAAGCUGCACAGAAGUCAACGGCAUCAGCGACUGUCUUGUCACGCCGAAGAAAACGACCGACUGUUGGUACUCGUACACCGACCAGAAGUAAUAUGGUCGAAAAAAUCUUGGCUAUAACCAAAAGGCCUUCAACGACUGUUGUCGAAGAUCGUGAUAUUGAAGAUCCCAAACCAACAAGUAGAACCUUUGAGCAUCGCUCACGAGUGUCCAAGGAAGAGAUCAUCACGAAGACGUCCUUCCCGAAUCAGGAUGCCGCCUACGGAACCCAUUCGAAUAAAAAUACGCCCAAAGCAAGUAACUUCGACAGUAACAAUCUCAAGUUAAAGAAGCCUCACACGAGUGCGCCAGACCGUAAAAAAAACUCAUCAGAAGUAACCAACUCGGAAGAUGAUUCUCUGGGAAAGAAUGAAAGCGUCGAAACGUUUUCAGAGACCAUGGAAGAGACUCCGGAACACGUUUACCGGAUGAAAGUAACGCUCGACAAGGAUGGAAAGAAACGGACGUCCAUCUCAAUCGUUCCCAAGGAUGCGACCAUCGGGCCAUCGGCAUUGGAGGACGAGCUCCACCUGAAGAGAGCCAAAAUGGAAGAACUGAAGAGAAAAAAGAAUCAGGGAUACGAAAAAUUUGAUGAGGUGAAAACGCAAAAUGCCGAGUCGGACGCCGAUAUCGAUAGCUCACCAAGGGACGAUAGCAUCGUCAUGGGCCAUUUGCUUCUAAAAAUGCCUCCGCAGUUGGGUCAAAUGAAGGAAAUAGACAACAGAAGGAAAGAAUAUACAAUCACUGAGGAAACUCCGAGUACAGAGUACGAAAAUAGUUCCACUGAAAAGGAAAGGAGCAAACAGAAUGAAGAAGAUGACGAACCCGAGGAGGAAGAGGAGGUGAAACCUUUGACGGUGAACUAUAUAAGGGACCCAAGCCAGCGAAAUUAUUAUUACAUCGAGGAUAAAAAAUGAUUGUAGUUAUAUAUCAGAGCCCGUGUUGUUUUAAACAAAUCUUUAAAGUCCGUGCCUAACACAAUUUUCACAGCGUGACGUGGCCGUAAAAUUUCGCCAUUCGUGGAUGUAAAGAAAAAGACAUAAUUAAUUACUACAGCAGCGGUAGCAAGUAUAAGGUACUAUAUCGAUGUCGUUGCACCUUGAAUAAUUUAAAAUCGAGUCAUUUCAGACUUUGUCAAUCGUUAUGCUAAUCAAAUUAUAAUACAGCUGUUAUUGCGACUCCGUUAUGCAUUUCGUGAUACCCAUUUUGCACGGUUAAGCAAUUGAUAUACCCUAACAAUUAUUCAAUAUCUCUCAAAUAUUCCGCCGUCAAACAAUAUGGUUCUAAAUCCUGCUGUUGACGAGAAAAAAAAUACGGUAAAAAGUUCGAUAAUGAUCAUAUACACGCAGGUAUGGGUUAAUAGUUCUUAUCCACCGCUGACUACCGCUGAUCUAAUCGUCAUGCAACAUAUACUGAGUUCGAGUUUCACCUGUUUUGUACACCAUUCUACUCGUUACCGUUACACGUUUAUUUAUAAUCUUGUACAUAGAGAAUUCUGUUUUGUUAUAAUUAAUAAAAUACGUUACAUAAACAUCA